AUGCCGCUGGUGAAGACAACGGCGUUGAGUGCCGCUUUGGUCUCUGUUGCCUGGGCCGAACCUUUGAGUGUCGGCGGCCUCGACCUGGCCACUCCGCCAUCCCACUGCGCACCAGUCCGUGAUGCCGAGGUGCCCAAAGCGGCCACUGUGGGCUUCGUUUCUGGCAUGCUGACGGCCUCUGCCGCCUUUUGGGUUCACCGGGAGAAGCGUCGGAGACGCCAGCCUGGCAAAGCUACGCAUCCGCGAGAAUGGGCCAUUUGGACGCGAGUCGAUAGGAAGAAGAAAGGAUAUGUCUCACGCAAAGAUAUCAAGUCCUUGUGCUACAGAUUCGAGUCUGAUGAGCACGCAGAACACUUGGCGAAGCAGCUGGACCCCUGGGCAAUGGAUCACAUCUAUUUCGGCGACUUCAUCAAAAACUUCAAGGCCGUGCAGAUGAUGCGGCAAGCAGGAAGGCUGAAGCUCUGGCAUCGGUGUUGUGGCCUCGGCGUUGCCGGCAACGUGGCAGGUCACAUGGCGCAAGCAGGUGAGGCUGGCCAGGAGAGCAACUCCGCCACCAAGCCAGCUGCGAUAUUCAGCUUCUACAUGCCUCCGCAUCCAUAUCAGGUCAGCGACCACCAGGCCGACAAGAAGCGGCUCCAGGAGUUUCCGGUGACUUAUGCAGUCAUUGACUACCCGAAGCUCCCCGGUGCCUGCAAGGUUCAAGUCGAACCUGAGCUGUCGUUGUUGGUUGACAUCGUUUACACGAAGGACCGCAAGCGAGUUGAUCACUUAGUCCCCAGGCGAGUCGCUGCCUUCAACGACUGUUCCAUCCGCAGUUUGGAGGGUGCGGAGAAACUGAGCAUGAAGAAGAACUGGGGCUUCGGCAGCAAAGGCAUCAGCCUCCGAAGUUUUCCCAUCGACAGCUUUGCCUCGGGCAGCUUCGUGGACUUCCUUGCGCUGGUGUCAUACAUGAAGCGUGACGGGGAGGUUUUUCAGUACUCUGUGAAGGCACCGGUCAGGAACUACUUGCUCUUCCAUGAACCCCUGCUCGACUGGAUCGUUGAGCAGAUCAACGAUCAGAAGGACACGGACAAGUGGGAGGAGAUUUUUCCGCAACUCGCUAGUAGCGAUUUCCCAACAUCUGCAUGGAUUGCGCUUGGGGCUGGCGAGUAUACGGACUAUGGGGCCACACAUUUUUUGCAGCCACUGGAUGAGGUGGUCGUGGUGGUGUAUGACGAGCGAGUGAUGCCAGAUGGUCCAGGCAUGGCACAGGUGCUGGACAUGUUUGAGGACACUCCAGCGCCUGCGGGCUCUGUGAUGUUGCACCAGACCUUUGUCUGA
Symbiodinium natans is the source of this 1320-nucleotide messenger RNA. NCBI's taxonomy places the organism in Eukaryota, Dinophyceae, Suessiales, Symbiodiniaceae. The record is from the annotation of a GenBank genome assembly.